AUGCUAACAUAUCUAGUACCAAACAAUUUAAUUCAAUGGUCUGAGACUAAUAGUAGCUCAAUUAUUGUUAAAUACAUUAAAGAUAAAUAUCCAUUUUUUCAAGAGGUCAAUAAUGACUUAUUAAAUUCAGAACUUGAGUUAUGGAUACAAAAAUGGAAAAAAUCAGAGUUAAAAGGUGAUAUAUUACCAAAAAAUGUUUUUGAUACUUUGGAUGCAUGUUGUGGGAUAAUCUUCCCAACAAUUAAAUCCUUGAUUUCUAUACUUGCUAGUUUGCCAAUUAGUACUGCUUCCGCUGAACGCAGCUUUUCGACUUUGCGCAGAUUAAAAACAUGGUUGAGAUCGCGAAUGGGCGAACAUAGGCUGACUGGCUUGGCUUUAUUGCACACGCAUAAAGAUAUUAUUGUAAACAUAGAAGAAGUAAUUAAUAGAUUUGCAAAUGAAAAAAAAAGAAACGUACAAUUAUUAUUAUAA
Messenger RNA from Macrosiphum euphorbiae (potato aphid), 471 nucleotides. The record is from the annotation of a GenBank genome assembly. NCBI's taxonomy places the organism in Eukaryota, Metazoa, Arthropoda, Insecta, Hemiptera, Aphididae.